AUGUUAUCUUUGAAAAAAGGAGUAGCAAAGUCAUGCAUCUUGCAAAGAGCCUUUACUUCUUCUUCUGCUGUUCGCCAAGUUCGGGAAACUAAAUCUGAAUUGGAUCCAAGGGCUAAAUAUCAUAUUAUCGAUCAUGAAUAUGAUUGUGUGGUAGUGGGCGCUGGCGGCGCAGGUUUAAGAGCAGCUUUCGGUUUGGCUGAAGCGGGAUACAAGACUGCUUGUUUAUCCAAGUUGUUUCCGACAAGAUCACAUACAGUGGCUGCUCAAGGUGGAAUCAACGCAGCCUUAGGGAAUAUGCAUCCAGAUGAUUGGAAAUCGCACAUGUACGACACUGUCAAGGGUUCUGAUUGGCUGGGAGAUCAAGAUGCCAUCCAUUAUAUGACACGCGAAGCACCCAAAUCUGUCAUUGAGCUAGAGCAUUAUGGUAUGCCAUUUUCGAGAACUGAAGACGGAAAAAUUUACCAGAGAGCAUUUGGAGGACAAUCGAAAGAUUUUGGCAAAGGUGGCCAGGCCUAUAGGACUUGUGCAGUGGCAGAUAGGACAGGUCACGCAAUGCUUCAUACACUGUAUGGUCAGGCACUAAAAAAUAAUACUCACUUCUUUAUUGAAUACUUUGCAAUGGAUCUAUUGACCCAUAAUGGUGAGGUCGUGGGUGUCAUUGCCUAUAAUCAGGAGGACGGUACAAUCCACAGAUUCAGAGCACACAAGACCAUCAUCGCCACAGGUGGAUAUGGUAGAGCUUACUUCUCUUGCACUUCUGCUCACACUUGUACAGGCGAUGGUAACGCUAUGGUUUCUCGUGCUGGGUUUCCACUAGAGGAUUUAGAAUUUGUUCAAUUUCAUCCGUCAGGAAUUUAUGGGUCUGGCUGCCUAAUCACUGAAGGUGCCCGUGGUGAAGGUGGAUUUUUAUUAAAUUCUGAGGGAGAAAGGUUUAUGGAACGCUAUGCUCCUACUGCCAAGGACUUGGCAAGCAGGGAUGUGGUAUCCAGAGCAAUCACCAUGGAAAUCAGGGCUGGCAGAGGUGUUGGAAAACAUAAGGAUCAUAUUCUAUUACAAUUAAGUCAUCUACCACCGGAGGUGUUAAAGGAAAGAUUACCGGGCAUUUCUGAAACGGCUGCUGUCUUCGCGGGUGUGGAUGUCACCCAAGAGCCAAUUCCUGUCUUGCCAACUGUUCAUUACAAUAUGGGUGGCAUUCCUACUAAAUGGACUGGUGAGGCAUUGACCAUUGACGAGGAAACUGGCGAGGACAGGGUCAUCCCAGGAUUGAUGGCUUGUGGUGAAGCGGCUUGUGUAUCUGUUCACGGAGCGAAUAGAUUAGGCGCUAACUCGCUACUGGAUUUAGUAGUUUUCGGCCGCGCCGUUGCAAAUACCAUUGCUGACACAUUACAGCCUGGUUUGCCCCAUAAGCCAUUGGCUUCAAACAUUGGGCACGAGUCAAUUGCUAAUUUGGAUAAAGUGAGAAACGCCUGCGGCUCAAAAAAAACCUCCCAAAUCAGGUUGAACAUGCAAAGGACAAUGCAAAAGGAUGUUUCUGUUUUUAGAACGCAAGAAACUCUAGACGAAGGUGUCAGAAACAUUACUGAAGUUGACAAGACGUUUGAGGAUGUACACGUUUCUGAUAAGUCAAUGAUUUGGAAUUCUGAUCUCGUAGAAACCCUGGAAUUGCAAAAUCUACUUACCUGUGCCACGCAAACGGCCGUUUCUGCUGCCAAGCGAAAGGAAUCUCGUGGUGCUCAUGCGAGGGAGGACUAUCCAAAGAGAGAUGAUGUGAACUGGAGGAAACACACGUUAUCUUGGCAAAAGGGGACAUCGACACCUGUAAAAAUCAAGUACAGGAAUGUGAUCGCACAUACGUUGGAUGAAAAUGAAUGCGCCCCAGUUCCCCCGGCCGUCAGAUCAUAUUAA
Molecule: messenger RNA, 1905 nt
Organism: Saccharomyces paradoxus
Lineage: Eukaryota; Fungi; Ascomycota; Saccharomycetes; Saccharomycetales; Saccharomycetaceae
Gene: SDH9
Product: succinate dehydrogenase SDH1b
Exons: 1
Coding region: 1-1905 (634 amino acids)
Biological process (GO): mitochondrial electron transport, succinate to ubiquinone; tricarboxylic acid cycle
Molecular function (GO): flavin adenine dinucleotide binding; succinate dehydrogenase (quinone) activity; electron transfer activity
Source: RefSeq, a predicted model, not a curated record